GUUGUGUUGCGGAAGAAGGAUGUGAUUGAGAUGGCUGGUCUUAGAUAGCGUCGUGGAGGAGAAUAUCUUCACCAUGUUUGUUUGUGGCUGUCCUGCGGGGAGCAGAGAACGGCUCUUUGUCCUUGUAGUUGUCCUGGGACGGUUUUUGGGAUGUGUGCGCUCUGCUGGACAGAGCCAGGACAGCGAGCUGACGUUUGUGCUGCCUGCCGGCAGAGCUGAGUGCUUCUUUCAAACAGCGCUGCAGAAUGGCACGAUGGAGGUCGAAUAUCAGGUGAUAGCAGGUGCUGGUGUGGACGUGGACUUCUCCAUCUUCUCACCUGAAGGCUACCACAUUGUGGGAGAGUUUCGACGCUCUGAUGGAGUCCACAUGGUGGAACCAACAGAAGAAGGAGACUAUCAAAUCUGCUUUGACAACAGCUUCAGCCACUUCUCAGAGAAGACUGUGUUCUUUGAGGUUAUCAUUGAGGGACAAGGUGAUGAUAUGGAUGAAGAUGAGUGGGCUGGGCUGGAGGUAUCUGAUGGAAGUCUGCUGGAGUACAAAUUGGAAGACAUCCGGGAGACCAUGGACUCUCUGUACAGACGCUUGGAGCGCACUCAACAGAUGCAGACGGUGUUACGGGCCUUUGAGGCUCGGGACCGAAACCUAUUGGAGGACAACAUGUGGAGGGUGUCCUUCUGGUCCUGUGCCAGUGUGUUAGUCAUGCUGUGUGUGGCUCUCACCCAGGUCUACACUGUCAGAAAACUGUUUGACGAUAAGCGGAGGGUCCACACAUAGUGAAACACUUUGCUGUGAAGUUGUGGAA
This is a messenger RNA of Thalassophryne amazonica, 803 nucleotides long. RefSeq names its product transmembrane p24 trafficking protein 1b (gene tmed1b). Gene Ontology annotation, biological process: endoplasmic reticulum to Golgi vesicle-mediated transport; intracellular protein transport; Golgi organization. The coding region runs from base 74 to 775 and encodes 233 amino acids. Lineage: Eukaryota; Metazoa; Chordata; Actinopteri; Batrachoidiformes; Batrachoididae. Gene Ontology annotation, cellular component: Golgi apparatus; endoplasmic reticulum; endoplasmic reticulum-Golgi intermediate compartment. The transcript is spliced from 5 exons. The record is from RefSeq and is a predicted model, not a curated record.